UUCGCCCGCGAUAACUCUCGGCGUCGUCGGGCAACAUCUUGCCAGUGUAGCGGCGAACGCGCAGCCGUGUUCAUAAGCGUUGGUGGCGGCGAGGGAAUCCCGUGACCGCGAGUUCGAGCGCUUUUAUGUAUAUACGUCUUUUUUUCCCGCAGUGUACAGCCGACCUCGCGCUAGUGCAGAUCGGUUGUUUCGGCCUUAAAAAGUUGGAAAUCCCGUAAACAUGAUGAUGGCUUUGUUUGGGCUCUUUGGGCUCUGCGCACUGCUGGGAGCCAAGUUCAUGCUUCUGGCGAAGAUCCUGUGGACGAAGGACUGUACCGGUAUCAGCGGAAAAACUCAGGUGCUCUACGGCAUCGUAUUCGCCACCAGGUAUCUGGACAUAGUGACGACCUACUACACCUAUCCAAUAAACGUCUCGCUGACCAGAAUAUCUUUCACGGUUUUGACGUACUGUAUCGUGUUAUCGAUAUUUUUCUUCUACAGCGAUUCUUAUCAGAUUAAAUACGAUAAGUUCAGAAUCGAGCUGCUGAUCCUGCCGUGCAUAGUCCUCUCGCUGCUGGCCAACUACGGCUUCGACGUAGUCGAGGUCUUCUGGGCGUUCAGCGUCUACCUCGAGUCCGUGGCGAUCUUGCCCCAAGUCUACAUGGUGACACGAGCCAAGCGAGUCGAGAACAUAGUCUACUACUACGUGUCGGUCUUGUCGGUGCACAAGGUCUUCGUCAUCAUGGAGGCUAUCUACCGAUUCUACCUGAACGAGCACUACGACAGGAUCAGCCUGGCAGCGGGCAUAGUUCAGCUCAUGUUCUACUGCGACUUCUUCCUCAGAGAGGUACCGCUCGGCGACGAUCUCGACAAGCUCGAGACGGCCCAGCCGCAGCAGCAAGUGCCGCUGACCGAGGCCGACGAGAGGAGAGCCGCGAAGGAAGCAGAGGCCGCGAGAAGCGCUGCCGCCAACGAUGAGUUGAGGGAAGUCGUGCUGACACCGACGGCACUCGAGAGGGAUAAUGAGAGGGUGGCCGUCGUAACACCCGGAGAUCAUCGGGAAGCUACAGCAACGAACGAGGCGUCAGUUCGAACAUAAUUAUUAUUGUACUUUAAUUACUACUUUUUCAGUUCAUUGGAGACUUUGAAUAAAUGUGAUAAUAAAAUAAUUUUAAGUACUGUU
Messenger RNA from Nasonia vitripennis (jewel wasp), 1162 nucleotides. Its product is annotated as ER lumen protein-retaining receptor. Gene Ontology annotation, molecular function: ER lumen protein retrieval receptor activity. Bases 221 to 1078 code for a protein of 285 amino acids. NCBI's taxonomy places the organism in Eukaryota, Metazoa, Arthropoda, Insecta, Hymenoptera, Pteromalidae. Gene Ontology annotation, biological process: protein retention in ER lumen; endoplasmic reticulum to Golgi vesicle-mediated transport. The record is from RefSeq and is a predicted model, not a curated record. Gene Ontology annotation, cellular component: cis-Golgi network; membrane; endoplasmic reticulum. The transcript is spliced from 4 exons.